GUUUCACGACAACAGGAGUCGCGGACGCGGAACGACGUCGCCUCGUUGCACCGGCGGCGCGCCCAAAAUUGCCUCCUCGUAAAUUGCUCCACGUACUAUUCCGAAUCCCGCGGCGUUGGCAACUGAUCUCUGCUCGUUUUAUCUCUUCCUUCCAUGAAUUUGCUGGGCAAGAUAACGAUGAAGAAGAAGCGAGAGGGAGAAGAUUCACGGCCGCCGCCGCCCGAAAGAGGCCCUGUGUCCUGGAUCGAAACCUCCGAGUCCGUCUCUCGCCUCUAUCAGUUCGAGUCACCUGCUCAACUCUCUAUGACGGUGGUUGAUGAUUCGAGACCAGUAAUCCAUAGGAUGGUUGAAUCCUUUCAGAAUAAGUUUUUUCCUUCAGGUUACCCAUAUAGUGUGAAUGAGGGUUAUCUUAGAUACACACAGUUCCGGGCAAUGCAGCACUUUACCAGUGCAGCAUUAUCUGUUCUAUCAACUCAGUCUCUGCUAUUUGCUGCAGGCUUGCGGCCUACUCCUGCACAGGCGACUGUAGUAAGUUGGGUUUUAAAGGAUGGUAUGCAGCAUGUAGGAAAGCUCAUAUGUAGCAGUUUGGGUGCAAGAAUGGAUUCAGAGCCCAAACGUUGGAGAAUUCUGGCUGACGUGCUCUAUGACUUAGGAACUGGUUUGGAAGUUCUUUCCCCCUUGUGCCCACACCUAUUUCUUGAAAUGGCAGGCCUUGGAAAUUUUGCAAAGGGAAUGGCAGUCGUUGCAGCCAGAGCGACAAGGUUGCCCAUAUAUUCUUCUUUUGCCAAAGAAGGAAAUCUUAGUGACCUAUUUGCAAAAGGCGAGGCCAUCUCAACUCUUUUUAACGUCCUUGGAAUAGGAGCAGGUAUCCAGUUAGCCUCUACAAUUUGUUCAUCAACGCAAGCGAAGUUGGUUGUUGGACCUCUUCUAUCUGUCAUACAUGUAUAUUGUGUAGUUGAAGAAAUGAGAGCUACUCCGGUCAACACUUUGAAUCCUCAAAGAACUGCAAUGGUUGUGGCUGAUUAUCUGAUGACCGGGAAAAUUUCAAGCCCUGCUGAUCUAAGAUACCGGGAAGAUCUCCUAUUUCCAGGGCGACUGAUAGAGGAUGCUGGUAAUGUUAAAGUGGGAAAGGCCGUACACAUGAUUGUUAAGCCUUCAAAACUUCGUGAACUCAAAGAAAUAUUCCCCGACGAGAAAUUUAUUAUAAAUCGCGGAAUUAGAUGGACCGAUAUGGUAUUGGUGCAUAAUGCUACAGCUGAAGAUGCAUUAAGGGGCUGGCUAGUUGCUGCAUAUGCUGCAAACAUGGAGAAGUCUAUUCACGGUUCAAGGGCUAAUGUCCUACAACAGGCUUACGAGAGGAUGAACGGUGUGUUCUCUUCAUUUCUGUCCGAACUGCAGUCAAAAGGGUGGCAUACUGAUCGGUUUCUUGAUGGUACUGGAAGCCGUUUUGCAUGGUAGUAUCACACAGGUUCAGGUUCUUUUUUGUUUUUCUCAGGAUGCAGUGAUAUUGUAACUUGAAACAAUGGAGUUCGAUGAUGGUUUACGAGCAUUUUGCUUUCUUUGAGUAUUAUUACAUCUGAAGGGGAAGGUAUUAAUUGUUCAAGAAAAAAGGACAGUAUUAGCUCCUAACGCAAAUUCAGUUUGUACUUUCGCUGCCGGCUUUCAUAUGAUUUGUCAUCAAAGGGAUAAGUUCCCUAUCUGGGAAAAACAUUGGUUCAUUGGAUGCCACGCCUGUAUGAGAUUCAUCUUCACUAUGUGUAUUUUGUUUGUACAUUGGAGUUCAGACACAAGAAAAAAGACAGUACAAAUGUGAGAAGAUUACUUGCGUUAUAGAUAACCUAUUAUCUACUUUGUUUUACUCUAUUCGAC
Rhododendron vialii is the source of this 1869-nucleotide messenger RNA. Its product is annotated as protein root UVB sensitive 2, chloroplastic. Gene Ontology annotation, biological process: auxin polar transport; response to UV-B. The record is from RefSeq and is a predicted model, not a curated record. The transcript is spliced from 10 exons. Gene Ontology annotation, cellular component: chloroplast envelope. The coding region runs from base 154 to 1458 and encodes 434 amino acids. Lineage: Eukaryota; Viridiplantae; Streptophyta; Magnoliopsida; Ericales; Ericaceae.